AUGGCUGCUGUAUCUCCAGAAUAUGCCCACCAGACUAAGGGCCCACGAAUAUUGGCUGUCUUUUGGGCCAUGACCAGUCUUGCAAUUCUAGCUGUGGCAGCCAGGCUCUUCAUCCGUAUUAAAGUCUUGCGCAACCCAGGUGCAGAUGACUGGCUGAUCGCAGCGUCAAUGGUUUUCAGCAUAUCAUAUUCUGUCGUAACAACGGUCGACGUCGCUCUAGGUUAUGGAAAACAUGCAGUCGUCAUAGCAGAUAGACUGGAACUCGUUCUGCUAGUCAACUAUGUCAACUUCGCCUUGGGUAUAAUCUCUUUCGCCUUACCCAAAUUAGCCGUGGCAGCCCUGCUGAGCCGUUUUCUGAACCCGACAACUAUACAACGUGCAAUCUUGUGGGGGCUGACGGGGUUCGUGGCACUGGUGUCGUGCAUCUGCAUCUUGGUGCUAUUUACUAUGUGCGACCCAGCGAGAGCUCUUUGGGACACGUCCCUCCUGUCGAAGGGCGCACAUUGUCGGAGCUCGUGGAUCCUGGUAGACUAUGCCAUCUUCACUGGAGCCGUAUCUGCUUUUACGGAUCUCUACCUGGCAAUUUAUCCGACAGUAAUUUUGCUGAAGCUCCAUAUGUCGCUGCGGAAACGAUUGGCAUUGUGUGCAGCGUUGGGCUUGAGUGCGGUCGCUUGUGCAAUGGCAAUCAUUAAGUGCAUGCAGCUACCGGGCCUUGCUGAUCUCAGCGAUACGACAUAUGCGACAGCAGAUCUUGUGAUCUGGACAAGUAUCGAAUCGAACGUCGUGAUCCUAGCCUCAUGUAUCCCCACGUUACAACCGCUUCUCGAAAUAAUCCUCGGAAAGCGCAGUCUGAGAAGCACCAGCAGAUAUCAGUACAAAGAGAGCAGUACACAACUGCCUGAGUCCAACAAGUGGAGCAGCAAGCGGUCCGGACACCGGAAAAGCAAAGGCAACAUGAUGGUCGCAGAUGUUGGCAGCCAGGAUAGCAUUUUGCAGACAGUUGACGGGGACGAGAGCCAUUAUAUGGGGCACAUCCGUCGUACAGAUAACAUCACCAUUGUGUACGAAAGUGUGACGCCACAGUCAGGUGGUGCUGAUAAUACAAAUAACCAUGUAAAAUAA
Messenger RNA from Aspergillus luchuensis, 1122 nucleotides. RefSeq lists its product as uncharacterized. NCBI's taxonomy places the organism in Eukaryota, Fungi, Ascomycota, Eurotiomycetes, Eurotiales, Aspergillaceae. The transcript is spliced from 6 exons. Bases 1 to 1122 code for a protein of 373 amino acids. The record is from RefSeq and is a predicted model, not a curated record.